Molecule: messenger RNA, 972 nt
Organism: Stylonychia lemnae
Lineage: Eukaryota; Ciliophora; Spirotrichea; Sporadotrichida; Oxytrichidae
Source: the annotation of a GenBank genome assembly
AUGUCUCCUGAAUCUUGCAAAUAGACAGAAUAUUCCCCCCACUCUAAGUUUCCACCUGAGACAUCUUUACUUUAGAUUCAAUAUUCUUACAAUGCAGAGAAUGAUGAUCUCUAAAUAAUUUUUUAUGGCAUAUCUGACUACUACAUAAAGGAAUAGAUUGAAUUCCUCUAAGCUAAUUUCAUUCAUUUGAGAAAUAAUCCUGAUCAGCAAGUUAAAAAGAAUUCCUAACAAUAGUAGAUGAGAGAUUAGACAGGAUUCACUGUAGCCAAGGCUCUAAAUGUAAUGGCAGCAUACAUUUCACAAAUGCAGAGUGAGCAAUAAAUGAGUGAGAUACUCUAGUAAGUCAUAAGAACUUGCACAAAAGUGAAUGAGAACUCUUAAUUCCAAGCAAUAAAGAAUAUGCUCUUAGUAUUCUCUGAAUAUAAGUUCUAUCCUCUAAUGCUUGAAUAGAUCUAGAGAAAUUUCAUUGAAUUCUAAUUUUACAAAAAAUCAAACUAUUUGCUUUCAGUUGAAGAGUUGCUAAACAUUUAGCACUCAAGAAUUCUUGAUGCAAUUUCUCAGAACUUAAUUAUUCAAAUCACCUCUUCCAACUCGGAGUAAAAGUUUAUAACUGUGAUGACUAGACUUUAAGUUAUAAGUGAAACUAUCGAGGCUUAUAGAUUAAAUUUGUUGAUAUCAUAGUCAAACAGAUUUGAGUACCUUAUGAUAUUGGAAAAGCUUUCUAGAUCAGUAAGAGAUUAACAAUAUGAAGAUAUCAGAAUGAUUCUAAAAGAUCUGAAUGAGAGACUUUAGGUACCUGAAUAGCUAUAUAUUCCAGUGUUUAAGAUUAUGGAACCUGCAAUGCUCAAUUCAAACUUCUAGCUUAGCCUCGAUCAAUACUUAAUUCUCAGCAAAUUGCUGCCUCACAUUGAUAAGAAUUCUAAUGAUAAAGAAUUUGGGAAAUUAUUAUGCUAUAAAGCGAUCACUAUUUGA